AUGCAGGCAGCCCGGCGGGGAGGAGGCCGCCAGGGAGAGCCGUUCAGCUCCUCGGCUCCCACCGGCUGCCAGCCUGGCUGCCGCAGCCACGCUGCCUUGGCAGAACUGACCCUUGGCUGCCUGGGAGUGGACCGGGCUGCAGGCAGUUGCACCACACCGGACUCCUCCGGCCGUGAAGAAGAUCCAGGCCCCAGCAACAGAGAAAAUUCCCAUAUAGAAGAACACCAUUUAGGCCUUCAGGGUGUGCCGGUGGCCUACGACAACAUCAGAGUGGUGGGUGAGCUCGGGGACAUUUACGACGACCAAGGAUUCAUCCACCUGAACGUCGAGGCGGACUUCGUCAUCUUCAGCCCCAAGAAAGGGAAAAAACUGGUGGGUGUAAUUAAUAAAGUGGCCCCUAGUCAUAUUGGCUGCCUGAUACAUGGAUGCUUCAAUGCUUCUAUCCCUAAACCUGAACAAAUGUCGAUUGUACAGUGGCAAGACCUGGGGUUAAAAAUAGGGGACGAACUCAAAUUUCAAGUAUUGCACUUGGAUUCUGAUGCAGCUGGGGUGUUCUUUAUUCGAGGGGGACUCACUAAAAGGAGCAUGAAGCCCAAACGAUCUGAGACUGUCACUGACAGUACAAAUGGAGAUGAAAUUCAAAAGCUUGACCACCAGGAAAAUGACUUGAAUGACUCUGGGGGAGAUAAUGUCACAGAGGAGCCUCUGGGUGAGACGGAUAACACCAGGAGGGAAAAUGGAGAAGAGCGAAGUGUUGAUGCUGUGAAUGGAUUGUGCGAUGAUAAAAACAAGAAGAAGAAAAAGAAAAAGCAUAAGCAAGAAGAACAGGAACAUGUAUUGCCUACCAGUGACUCCAGUGGUUACCAAAGUGACCAUAAAAAGUCAAAGAAAAAGAAAAGAAAGCAUUGUGAUGAAGUUGAAGAAAGUGAAUUAUCUCAGCUGUCACAAGAACCCAAAGCUAAAAAGAAAAGAGACUAAAGUCUGAAGUGCCUUUCCUGAAUAAGAUUUCGAAUGUUUUUGAUAA
Molecule: messenger RNA, 1024 nt
Organism: Haliaeetus leucocephalus (bald eagle)
Lineage: Eukaryota; Metazoa; Chordata; Aves; Accipitriformes; Accipitridae
Gene: POLR1F
Product: TWIST neighbor
Exons: 6
Coding region: 1-978 (325 amino acids)
Biological process (GO): DNA-templated transcription initiation
Cellular component (GO): RNA polymerase I complex
Source: RefSeq, a predicted model, not a curated record